CUGGAUGGCUGGCACCACCUCAACCAGCAUGGCCAUGGCAAGGGCAAGAGAAAGCUGCUCCAGUCCCCCAUCUUCGGGCCAUACUCCCCCCUGAGCGUGGCCUACAAUGGCAAGACCUGCAUCCUGUUCAAAGCCAAGCGCUUGGCCGUCCGCUACAAGAACCACACCUUCAUAGACCUGACGGAGAAGACCUUCGGACCCAACGCCCCUGUGGACACCAAGGGAUCCAUCUGCACCAAGGAGAAGGCUACGUAAGUACUGUAAAUCAUGUCCAACCGUGAGUUGUAUCGACUGCUAUGUAGCUAUCAAAUAACUUGAAAAAGUUUAAAUUAUACAUUCAAUUCAUGGAGGAAAAUAUUGUUACAAUGAGAUGAGUACUGUAUAUCUCACACAGGAGAUACCUUCUAAAGGCCCGGUCCUUUUCAAUCAACAUAAUGAGUUUGUUUUUGUACACAGGCUCUCACUGAAGUUUGGCGAUGUGGAGGACCUCAGGGGACUUGUUAUCAGGCUGCAGAUGUCCAACACGUUCUACGAGUCGGCAGGGCAGAACUGGUUCACCUUAGACAGCGUACACAUCCACUACAACUGGACCCAUGAGGCUACAUUCAACGCCAGCGAGGUGUAUGCCCCUGCCACCUCCUCCUAUCACUGCCAGCAUGUCAGCAGUCAGCACAAAUAUGACACCCUCCUGGUACCCAGCUCACACACCGACACCUCAGCUAACUGGCACAUCACGUUCACUGACUUCCAGGUAUGGGGCUUUGGCCAUUUUUAUUGACUGAUUGAUUUAUCUAUACAAAAACCUGUUCACUUCACCUUGUAAUAUUUCCAAUUUCCUCUCCUCCUCUCUGCAGAUCCAGGCGUUCAACGUCAUGUCUGAUAAGUUUGCGUCGGCCAGCGACUGUGCCACCUUCCUGACCCCAGCCAUACUGAUGGGGCUGGUGACCUCUCUGAUCCUGCUGUUGGUGUUGGCCUACGCUCUGCACAUGGUGGUGCACCUCAAACACAUCGACCGCUACGAGGAACAUAAAGCUAUGGUGUACUUCCCACGUAGGCUGAGCAAAGCUCUAGAGCGCAGGGCCUCACAGCAGUACGAGCUACCCGACAAGAACUGCCUGUGAGAGAGGGAGGAAGAGAGAGGGAGGAAGAGAGAGAGAGAAGAUAGAGAGACGUGGAUGCUGGUGAAUGAAAGUGGGAAAAAGUUACACCCACACUGUUUUCCAUGCUUCCGAAUGUUUGUUUACUAGUGACAACUAGUUUGACCUGUUGGCUUUUGCCUGUUCUCUAUUAUAAGACCAACAUGUUAACAUGUUAUCACUACUAAGCUAUCACAUUUUCUGGAGCAUUAAAACUGUGUUUGUCUACCAUUCUUCCUUUUUUUCCAUUGACCUGAACCUUCACAUUCAUUUCCUAACUAAGGUAAUUGGAUGUUAGACCCUCUUGAUCGUGGGGUUAGAGGUCAGGAAGAGACCAGGGGCCCUGGAGGGACACAGUGUCACCAAGCUUUCACCUCAGCCAGGCACUGAAGCACCCGAUUCAACAGAUAAUGACUGCAGCUAACCCUGCCAUCGUCCAAGCCUGCUUAGGGGCCCUCACCCCUUAGCAUAACUGGGCUUUGGUGUGUGGAGUCCCCGCUCCCCAUCCUAGCAUUGACACAUUGCCAAAUUCACUAUCUCAUCUUCAAUACCAACACAAGGAAUCCUUUGUCGAAUCUCAUGGCAUAUUCAGUGAAUUAGCUGCACGCUGUCAUAAGGUGGUCUAGCACAGUGUUUCUAAGGACCCACUGGUAGAUCACAGACAAAUCUUACUGGGUUAAGAUUGUACUUGAGCUGGAAACUUGUUUGAGAUAAUUUGGAGGGUAUCUCAAGAAUUCUAGAGGGUUUUGGUGGUUCAUGGCACAAAACUAUUUGGGAACCACUGGUUUGGCACCUGGCUGGAGUGAACUAGAUCGGUCACUGUGGCUCUCCUGAACCUCUGGGGAUUCCCACCCUGCCCCUGGCGUAGACUUUUGGGACUUACUGUGAAAUGGCCUUGAAUGGACCAGCCACCAGUCUGAGGGGUUCCACUAACUAGCACAACAUGGGUUAGCCUGGCAGGCGCUAAUGGCUAACUCUCAACACUAAAGACUAAACAUGGAAAUAAGCUGCACAAGACUGCCCUUCUGAGGGCAACGAAUGACGCGGGUCUAUAGGAAGACGUCACUCACUGAAAGUCUAUGGAGUAAGGACAAGGGAGGUGAAGGAGCUGCCAGCCACGCUGCAGGGUUUUUGACUGCCAAAGUGAAGAUAAAGGAUUUUCCAUUACGCAUGACAAUGUGAACAUGAGAAGUACAGUUACAAUGUAAAAAACUAACGAAAAACACUCAAAUGUACAGAUGUAUCUCUCAGCUGAAGUCUUUUUUAUGUACAGUGUAAUCAAGAAAUACUACUAGGUACAGGAAGGCUAUUCUACUACUGCUCAUAAUCACAAGGAUAUACAGUGCUGUAGAUAUGUUAAGGUCAUAUGAUCAUAGCUGUUUACUAUCUUCAAAUAGCGCACAAUUACAUAGGUAUCAGUUAAACAUUGUGCUAUAAGGAUUGGUGACAGUAUCAAUGCAUAUUCAUUUUUUUCUACAGUAUUACCAUAUAACACUGUCCAUCAUAUAUUUGUCUUGAACUGGGCCAGACAUGACACUCUAGAAGUACAGUCCAGUUUAAAGGUAGAUUCAGCAGUAUGACAUCAUCGUCCACAGUGGGGCGACUUCCUGCUUCACAGACACAACAACAUAUUCAAAUCUGCCAAUAUUUCCCUUUCUGGGGAAGAGCCAAUAGGGGCAGUCUUGGCAGAUUACAAUUUUGUUGUUGUUGAUUUCUGUAAGCGGGAUAUCACCCCGCUGUGUAUGAUGAUGUCAUAUUGCUGAGUCUACCUUUGAUCCAACUGUUUUUUUCCAGUACAAAUGUAAACAUAGGGACGAUACUUAUGGAAUGCCGUCCGUCCGCAGGUACAUAUAGAGGCCAUUAUACUCCAGAGACAACACUAGCAACCAGUAACAACAUCAGUAACUCACUAUUACAGAAUAACACUCAGCAUGACAGUAAGUAGAUCUUACAUUCGAUAUGGCAGUUCUGUCAGUCUGUAGCAGUGCGACGUGUACUUUGGUCACAAAUGUAUCCUAAAACUAUGAAACCAGUGGAGGAUGUUUCUCCAUGGAACAAUUUAUGUAGUUUGAUCAAUAAACAAUAAUCAAAUUAAA
Molecule: messenger RNA, 3232 nt
Organism: Coregonus sp. 'balchen'
Lineage: Eukaryota; Metazoa; Chordata; Actinopteri; Salmoniformes; Salmonidae
Source: the annotation of a GenBank genome assembly